GAUAUUGUAUUAUUAUACUCGCAACAGUCCACUCACACAUCUAAACAAAACAUGUCAAAACAGCUGAUAUCAUAUUCAUAUUCCGCUUGUUGCUUGCUAAAAUGCGAUGGUGUCGGUGAUGACGUCAAAACAUUUCCAUCUCCGGGUUUUAUUCAGUAUGAAUUGAAUUGAAGAUCAUUUUUUUAUUCAGUUCAAAUUAGAGAGCCAUAGCUGGUAUACUGGUAGUUUCGCUACAGUAAUUCAAUUCAGACAAAAUUGUUUACCACGUGAACUUAGUUUUGAUCGCUGUGUAUUUAAUUCUUGAAAAUAAUUGAAAUUAAACGAAAUUUAUUAAAAAUAAAGACAAAGUUUCAUUCAUUAAGAAAAAAACGAUAUUAGAUUUUGUAAUGUUGGGAAAAAAAGUUGUGUUAGUGGUUGGCAAUGGAGGGCGGGAGCAUGCUAUUUGCUGGAAGUUGUCAGAAAGUGAAAAAGUUGAAAAAAUUUACGUUUUACCCGGUAGUGCUGGAAUAGAACGAGUUAAUAAAUGCGAAAAUGUUAAGGAUGUUGAUAUUAAGGAUUUCCAGGGAAUAGCGAGCUUGUGUAAGACUAAAAACAUUGAUUUAGUCAUUGUUGGGCCAGAAGAUCCCCUUGCCAAUGGCUUGAGUGAUGUUUUACAAACAAAAAAUAUUCAGUGCUUUGGUCCAGGAAAAGAUGGAGCUAGAAUAGAAUCUGAUAAAAAAUGGGCUAAAGACUUUAUGAUUCGGCAUAGCAUUCCCACAGCGAAAUUUGAAUCUUUCACCGAAGCCGAAAAGGCUAAGAAAUUUAUCCAGAGCGCUCCUUUCGACGCUUUAGUUGUCAAGGCAAGUGGACUGGCUGCCGGGAAAGGUGUUGUUGUAGCAAGUAAUACAGACGAAGCCUGCCAGGCAGUUGACGACAUCCUAGGCGAAAAGAAGUUUGGAAAAGCUGGUGAAGUAAUUGUUAUAGAAGAACUUUUAACGGGAGAAGAAAUUUCUGUUCUCGCAUUUGUUGAUACUCAAAAUGUUUCGGUUAUGCUUCCUGCGCAAGAUCACAAGCGACUUAAAGAAAAUGAUGAAGGCCCGAAUACAGGUGGCAUGGGUGCAUAUUGUCCUUGUCCACUCAUAUCAAAAGCCGACAUUGAAAUUGUAAAAAAAGAAGUCCUACAAAAAGCUGUCGAUGGUUUAAGAUCAGAAGGCAUUCAAUACUGUGGUGUGCUCUACGCAGGCAUUAUGCUAACACCAAAGGGUCCUAUGGUUUUGGAAUUCAACUGCCGUUUUGGUGAUCCGGAAACUCAAGUUAUACUUCCGCUUUUAAAAACUGAUCUUUUCGAGGUAAUGAGUGCGUGCUGCGCAAACAAACUUAAUGAAUUAGAUCUUCAGUGGGAGAAUAAUCUCAAUGCGGUUGGAGUUGUAAUGGCUAGCGCUGGAUACCCUGAAACAUCAACAAAAGGAUGCGUUAUUGAAGGAAUUCCGGAAAACUCGACUGAAGAUAUUAUUUUUCACAGUGGAGUAGCAAUUAACGAUGAGAAAAAACUGGUUACAAAUGGAGGAAGAGUCUUGAUCGCUGUGGCAUUAAGAAAGGACCUUAAAUUAGCCGCCGCAGAGGCUACUUCUAUUUGUCAAAAUAUUAAAUUUUUGGGCAAAGGAUCUCAAUUCCGUACCGAUAUUGCACAGAAGGCCCUCAAAAUGCAAUCUCUUUCGUAUAAAGAAAGCGGCGUUGAUAUUGAUGCUGGUGAUGAUUUUGUUCAAAGAAUCAAACCUCUUUGUCGGGGUACCCAUCGACUUGGUGUAAUCGGCGGAUUAGGUGGCUUUGGAGGACUUUUUAGUCUUAACAAGCUAUCAUAUAAAAAUCCUGUUCUGUGCGAAGCCACCAACGGUGUCGGUUCUAAAAUAAAACUCGCCCUAGACAAUGAAAUGUAUGAAACCAUUGGUUUUGACUUGCUGGCAAUGUGUGUGAAUGAUGUUUUGGAAAGUGGAGCAGAACCAGUCGCUUUUCUGGAUUAUAUAGCGUGUGGAAAGCUUCAAGUGCCACUGGCAGCACAAAUUGUUAAAGGAAUUUCGGAAGGAUGUAGGGCUGCCAACUGCGCUCUUCUUGGAGGAGAAACUGCAGAGAUGCCCUCCGUUUAUGAUGUGGGAAAAUAUGACAUGGCUGGCUACUGUUUGGGGAUUUUAGAAGACGGCACAGAGCUCCCAAGAUAUGAUAACUUUAAGGAUGGAGAUUUGAUUAUAGGAUUACAAUCAAGUGGUCUCCAUUGUGCAGGAUUUGAAUUAGUUUGUAAUGCACUUGAUAAGAUGGGAAUCAGCUGCAGCGACAUUUCAGAAUUUGGAGAUGGUAGCAAAACCUUAGGUCAAGAUUUGGCUUAUCCGACACGAAUAUAUGUGAAUGAUGUGCUCCCGUUACUUAAAACGGGGUUAGUGAAGGCUAUAUCUCACGUCAGUUCAAGCUUAGAAGAAGGCCUCACAAAACUAUCAACAAACGGCUUUCAGUUAGACAUUGAUUUUGAGAAAUUUCAAAUUCCACAAAUUUAUGGGUGGAUCAUGUCUAAGCUUUCAAUAUCUGAACGUACUCUUAUAAAUAACUUCAAUUGUGGACUUGGAAUGAUUCUAGUGGUAUCCAAGGAAUGCACCGAGUGGCAGAAAAUUCCAUACGCGAAUCUCAUUGGAAAAAUAAAUUUCGCCAAUUUAACUAAUCCAAUAAAAAUAUCAAAUUUUAAAUUUGAUUUGAAGAAUACAUCUGCAAUGGAUUCCAUCAAUUUGUCGAGACGUGUGCAGACCGAUAUUGAGACUGAUAAAAGCAGGAGAUUACUUAACGAUGUACAACACCGACAAGAAUCGUUUGUUUCCCAAGGAGGAAGACGGCUUACUCGCGUUUCUAAGACUUUCAAAGAUCCAGUUCUGAUCAUUGGCACAGAUGGCUGCGGAACUAAAAUUAAAAUUGCUCAGGAAACUCAACUUAAUUCAACAGUUGGUAUUGAUUUAGUGGCCAUGUGUGUGAAUGAUAUUCUGUGCAAUGGCGCGGAGCCUUUAACAUUCUCAUCAUACUUUGCUUGUGGAAAUUUAGAUAGGACAUGUUUUAAUAACAUUAUGACGGGCAUAGUGGAUGGAUCAAAAAAAGCCGACAGCAGUUUAAUAGACAUACAUACUAUUGAAGUUCCGCUUUUAUACCAACCCAAGGCUUACGAUCUGGCUGGAUUUUCCCUGGGAAUCGCUGAAAACGAUAAAAUUCUUCCAAGAACCAAUGAAAUAUGCGAGGGAGACUCUCUUAUUGCUAUACCUUCUAGUGGCGUCCAUAGUAACGGUUUCAGUUUGGUUCACGCCGUUAUGAAACUAGCGGGAGUUAGCUUUUUUGAUGUCGCACCCUUUAGUGGAAAAACUUUUGGUGAAGAGUUUUUAACUCCAACGGAGAUUUAUGUGCAUGCAAUAGCCCCCCUUUUGUCAAGUGGCAAAAUAAAAGCUUUAGCCCACAUAACAGGUGGUGGUCUCAUUGAAAAUAUUCCUCGAGUUCUAAGCAAAGACAUUGGCGUGCACCUAGACGCAAAUUGUUUUGUUAUCCCACCAGUUUUUGCUUGGAUCGCAGCUAAAGGUCGCGUUGCGAGUUAUGAGAUGCUGCGUACCUAUAAUUGUGGAAUUGGAAUGAUACUUGUUGUUGAUCCGAAAUAUGAAGCAGAUCUCUUGCAGGCUCUUCGUUUUACUCAUCGAGCAACAAAGGUUGGAAGUGUUGUCAAAAAAACGAAUAACACCCAGCAAGUCGUGGUUGACAAUUUUAAUGAUUGCUUACUUAGGACACAAAGACUGUUGGAAUUUCCAUUAAAAAGAGUUGCUGUUUUAAUCUCGGGUUCUGGAACAAAUUUACAAGCUCUAAUCGAUGCAAGUAGAAACUCUGCUUUGGGUUUGUUCUGCGAAAUUGUGUUAGUUAUCUCAAACAAACCGGAUGUCUAUGGUUUAAAACGAGCUGAAAAAUCAUGUAUUCCAUCAAUUGUGAUAUCUCAUAAAAACUUUAAAAACAGAGAAGAAUUCGAUUUGGCAAUGUCAAAUGAGCUAGAAAAACAAAAGGUGGAUAUCGUUUGCUGUGCUGGGUUUAUGCGAAUUCUUACGCAAACUUUUGUUCGGAAAUGGAAGGGAAAAUUAAUAAAUAUUCAUCCAGCACUACUGCCAAAGCACCCAGGUUUGAAUGUUCAGCAGAAAGCUAUAGAUGCCGGUGAUACCGAAUCUGGAUGUACUGUUCAUUUUGUUGAUGAGGGCGUCGAUACAGGAGCUGUUAUUUUACAAGAAAGAGUUCCAAUCUUACCUUCAGACACAGCAGACACUUUAUCUCAGAGGAUUCUAGAGGCGGAACACUAUGCUUAUCCCCAAGCUCUUCGACUUAUAUCCACAGGUGUUGUUGGAUUAGAUAAAAAUGGACAUUUAAUUAAGAGAAAUUAGAUUAAAAAACGCAUUAAAAAAAUUUA
Episyrphus balteatus (marmalade hoverfly) is the source of this 4444-nucleotide messenger RNA. RefSeq names its product trifunctional purine biosynthetic protein adenosine-3 (gene Gart). The transcript is spliced from 11 exons. Gene Ontology annotation, molecular function: phosphoribosylglycinamide formyltransferase activity; ATP binding; phosphoribosylformylglycinamidine cyclo-ligase activity. Gene Ontology annotation, cellular component: cytosol. The coding region runs from base 387 to 4418 and encodes 1343 amino acids. Gene Ontology annotation, biological process: 'de novo' IMP biosynthetic process; adenine biosynthetic process. The record is from RefSeq and is a predicted model, not a curated record. NCBI's taxonomy places the organism in Eukaryota, Metazoa, Arthropoda, Insecta, Diptera, Syrphidae.